Messenger RNA from Protopolystoma xenopodis, 396 nucleotides. NCBI's taxonomy places the organism in Eukaryota, Metazoa, Platyhelminthes, Monogenea, Polystomatidea, Polystomatidae. The record is from the annotation of a GenBank genome assembly.
AUGCACAGACAUCUAAUAUUUCACCGAAGGGGCGAUGAUCUUCAUACAAAUAUUUCUAUAUCGAUUGUCGACGCACUCAAUGGCUUUUCAAUGGAAGUUUCUCAUUUAGACGGACACAAGGUGAAGAUACGGCGUGAUGUAGUCACGUGGCCUGGUGCGAUUUUAACUGUCCCCGGAGAAGGGAUGCCAAAUUACGAAAAUAACAAAGUCCAUGGACGCCUUGUGAUUGUAUUUGACGUUGACUUUCCCAAAAAUUAUGUCUUUACUGAGGAACAGAAGAGCAAAGUUAGGGACAUAUUUUCAGAUGCAAAGGGUUAUUUUAAAGACGGAGCCAAAGUAUAUAAUGGCAUCGAUGCUGUUCCUAGCUCUCAAGGUCGGACAGUUGUUAUCUUGUGA